Molecule: messenger RNA, 1003 nt
Organism: Monopterus albus (swamp eel)
Lineage: Eukaryota; Metazoa; Chordata; Actinopteri; Synbranchiformes; Synbranchidae
Product: 14-3-3 protein epsilon
Exons: 6
Coding region: 226-993 (255 amino acids)
Source: RefSeq, a predicted model, not a curated record
UUUGUGGGUGUUUGAAGUGAGUUUGGUGGGGUGAGGGUGUAGGCAUAGAUGAAGAGUGCGUUUCCCGGAUGGAGUAGCGACGCCAUCUUUACACCAGUGUUACCGGUGGGUCUUCGGUUCAGCGGAGCGACGGUGCUGUUGCUGAUCCACCACCAGGAAUCGCCGAGUAGCCAAUAAUCCUCCCUUUCCGCCGGGACGCUACGAACAAACGAAUACCCGAGCACCAUGGCAGAUAGAGAUAACUUAGUUUACCAGGCAAAACUCGCCGAACAAGCGGAGAGAUACGACGAAAUGGUGGAGUCGAUGAAGAAAGUGGCCAGUAUGGAUGUGGAGCUGACGGUGGAGGAGAGGAACCUGCUGUCAGUAGCAUAUAAGAACGUGAUCGGUGCCAGAAGAGCCUCCUGGAGGAUAAUCAGCAGCCUCGAACAGAAAGAAGAAAACAAAGGAGGAGAAGACAAACUUAAGAUGAUCCGAGAAUACAGGAAAACGGUUGAGAAAGAGCUGAAAUCGAUCUGCAAUGACAUUCUGGAUGUACUGGACAAGCACCUCAUCUUAGCAGCAACCACAGGAGAGUCCAAGGUUUUCUACUACAAAAUGAAGGGAGAUUACCACCGGUACCUGGCAGAGUUUGCCACAGGCAACGACAGGAAGGAGGCAGCAGAGAACAGUUUGGUUGCAUACAAAGCUGCUAGCGACAUCGCCAUGAUCGAACUCCCUCCAACACAUCCCAUUCGCCUGGGACUGGCCCUUAACUUUUCAGUUUUCUAUUAUGAAAUCCUCAACUCGCCAGACCGUGCUUGCAGGUUGGCGAAGGAAGCGUUUGAUAAUGCCAUUGCAGAACUGGAUACGCUGAGUGAGGAAAGCUAUAAGGACUCAACACUUAUCAUGCAGUUGCUACGGGACAACUUGACACUAUGGACCUCAGACGUGCAGGGAGAUGGUGAAGAACAGAGCAAAGAAGCACUGCAAGACGCAGAGGAAGAGGCCCAAUGAGACUGAACAA